AAGUGCGAACAACUCGGAGGACAACGGAAGAGCUUCGCUGAGAGUCGUGGACGACAUCUACAAAACCCACUGUUUGUUCAUAUUUCCCUCUACAAAUAGUUUUUUGUUUAGAGCUACAUUUAUCUUCGAGUGUAGCAGUUGAUUUGUUACGAAAAUGGGCAGGAGCAGGAGUCGAACUCCUCCGAGAAGAGAGAGAAGACGUUCUCGUUCAACUUCACGGGAGCGUGAGCGAAGGCGAAGGGAGAGGGAUCGCUCUCGUUCUCGAGAUCGGGAUAGGGAGAGGCGCAGAAGUCGCUCACGGUCUCCUCACAGGAGACGCUCAAGGUCUCCUCCCAGACGCCAUCGCUCCUCCUCCCCGUCUCCUGUGAGACAAAAGGACAGACGUGAAGAUGAUCGAAAAGAGGCCAAGGAAAAGCCGGGAAAGCCUAUUCAGAUCUCAGCGGAGGACAUGAAGGACAAAACAGAGGAGGAAAUUGAGAUGAUGAAACUGAUGGGAUUUGGUUCCUUUGAUACUACCAAGGGGAAGAAAACUGACGGAUCAGUAAAUGCUUAUGCUGUCAACGUGACCAUGAAGAGAAAAUACAGGCAGUACAUGAACAGAAAAGGUGGAUUCAACAGACCACUGGACUUCAUUGCUUGAAAGUCUCAUCGACGUGUCUCCUGAGUUUACCUCCCCUUAGAGUAGCAGAUGACAUUGUGCUGUUUCUUGUUACAUCUAACUUGUUUUGUGUCAUGCAACAAAUGUGUAUAUACCUUUGCAGAAGUGAAUGCAUAAAUGUAAAUAGUACUUGCAGUAAGUUGCAGCAGAGUAUUGGUAGGGGACUGAGCUAUAUGUUGCUAAGAUACAUUAUGUUUUAUUUUAAAUAAAAGCGUUUUGCAAGGA
This is a messenger RNA of Amphiprion ocellaris (clown anemonefish), 883 nucleotides long. It is a transcript of the gene snrnp27, whose product is annotated as small nuclear ribonucleoprotein 27 (U4/U6.U5). Bases 155 to 640 code for a protein of 161 amino acids. NCBI's taxonomy places the organism in Eukaryota, Metazoa, Chordata, Actinopteri, Pomacentridae. The transcript has 6 exons. Gene Ontology annotation, biological process: RNA splicing. The record is from RefSeq and is a predicted model, not a curated record. Gene Ontology annotation, cellular component: precatalytic spliceosome.